AUGGCGUUUAUUAAAGAGGAGAGUGAAGAUGUGAAGAUUGAAGAAACAUUCAGAGUCAAGCAUGAAGAUCUGCAGGAACAAACAGACCUAAUUGAAGAGAAUGAGGAGAGUAAAGAGGAGGAACAUCAUGUCAAAAUUGAGGAAAAAACUCAUUUACAGACUGAUGGUAUUUUGAAAAGGAGAGACAAGAAUUGUUUGACCUGCACUCAGUGUGGAAAGAGUUUCAGCCAAUCUUCAUCCCUUAAUCAACACAUGAGGAUCCACACUGGAGAGAAACCAUUCACAUGCACUCAGUGUGGGAAGAGUUUCAGCCACUCAUCAUCUCUUAAUCUACACAUGAGGAUCCACACUGGAGAGAAACCAUUCACAUGCACUCAGUGUGGGAAGAGUUUCAGCCACUCAUCAUCUCUUAAUCUACACAUGAGGAUCCACACUGGAGAGAAACCAUUCACAUGCACUCAGUGUGGGAAAUGUUUCAGCCAAUCAUCAAACUUAAAUCAACACAUGAGGAUCCACACUAAAGAGAAACCAUUCACUUGCACUUAUUGUGGGAAGAGUUUCAGCCUUUCAUCAUCCCUUAAUAUACACAUGAGGAUCCACACUGGAGAAAAACCAUUCGCAUGCACUCAGUGUGGGAAGAGUUUUAGCUGUUUAUCACACCUUAAUCACCACAAGUGGAUCCACACUGGAGAGAAACCAUUCACAUGCUCUCAGUGUGGGAAGAGUUUCAGCCAAUCAUCAUCCCUUAAUAUACACAUGAGAAUCCACACUGGAGAGAAACCAUUCACAUGCACUCAGUGUGGAAAGAGUUUCAGCCAAUCAUCAUCCCUUAAUAUACACAUGAGGAUCCACACUGGAGAGAAACCAUUUACAUGCACUCAGUGUGGGAAGAGUUUUAACUGCUCAUCACUCCUUAAUAAACACAUGAAGAUCCACACUGGAGAGAAACCAUUUGCAUGCACUCAGUGUGGGAGGAGUUUCAGCCACUCAUCGUCCCUUAAUCGACACAUGAUGCGCCACACAGGAGAGAAACCAUUCAUGUUUAAUCAUUGUGGGAAGAGUUUCACCCAAUCAUCAUCCCUUAAUCAACACACGAGGAUCCACACUGGAGAGAAACCAUUCACAUGCACUGAUUGUGGGAAGAGAUUCAGCAGAUCAUGGCACCUUAAUCAACACACAAGGAUCCACACUGGAGAGAAACCAUUCACAUGCACUGAUUGUGGGAAGAGUUUCAGCAGAUCAUGGCAGCUUAAUCAACACAUGAUGAUCCACACUGGUGAGAAACCAUUCACAUGCAUUCAGUGUGGGAAGAGUUUCUGCCGAUCAUCGUCCCUUAAUCUACACAUGAGGAUCCACACUGGAGAGAAACCAUUCACAUGCACUCAGUGUGGGAAGAGUUUCAGCCAAUCAUCAAACCUUAAUAAACACAUGAAGACCCACACUGGUGUGAAACCAUUUACAUGCACUCAGUGUGGGAAGAGUUUCAGCCAAUCAUCAGACCUUAAACAACACAUGAUGAUCCACACUGGAGAGAAACCAUUUACAUGCACUCAGUGUGGGAAGAGUUUCAGCCGCUCAUCACACCUAAAUGAACACACAAUGAUCCACAUCAGAGAGAAACCAUUCACAUGCACUCAGUGUGGGAAGCGUUUCAGCCUAUCAUCAUCCCUUAAUCUACACACGAGGAUUCACACUGGAGAGAAACCAUUCACAUGCAGUCAGUGUAGGAAGAGUUUCAGCCAAUCAUCAAACCUUAAAAAACACAUGAGGAUCCACACUGGAGAGAAACCAUUUAGAUGCACUCAGUGUGGGAAGAGUUUCAGCCAAUCAUCACACCUUAAUAAACACAUGAUGAGCCACACCAUUCAGAACAAGAGUUGUUUUACCUGCACUCAGUGUGGAAAGAGUUUGGCAAGCAAAAGCAAACUGAACAUUCACAUGAUGAACCACACUGGAGAGAAACCAUUCACAUGCACUCAGUGUGGGAAGAGUUUCAGCCAAUCAUCAUACCUUAAUCAACACAUGAGGAUUCACACUGGGGAGAAACCAUUCAUAUGCACUCAGUGUGGAAAGAGUUUCAGCCACUCAUCAUCCCUUAAUCAACACAUGAGAAUCCACACGGGAGAGAAACCAUUCUCAUGCACUCAGUGUGGGAAGAGUUUUAGCCAAUCAUCAUCCCUUAAUCUACACAUGAGGAUCCACACUGGAAAGAAACCAUUCAAAUGCACACUGUGUGGGAAGAGUUUCAGCCAAUCAUCAUCCCUUAAUCAACACAUGAUGAUCCACACUGGAGAGAAACCAUUUACAUGCACUCAGUGUGGGAAGAGUUUCAGCCAAUCAUCAUCCCUUAAUCUACACAUGAGGAUCCACACUGGAGAUAAGCCUUUCACAUGCACCCAGUGUAGGAAGAGUUUCAGCAACUCAUCAUCACUUUACAGACACAUGAGGAUCCACACUGGAGAGAAACCAUUCACUUGCACUCAGUGUGGGAAGAGUUUCAUCCAAUCAUCAUCCUUUAAUCUACACAUGAGGAUCCACACUGGAGAGAAACCAUUCACAUGCCCUAAGUGUGGGAAGAGUUUCAGGAAAUCAUCAUUCAUCACUAUUCACAUGAGGAUCCACACUGGAGAGAAACCAUUCACAUGCACCCAGUGUGGGAAGAGUUUCAGCUUAUCGUGGUCCCGUAAUCUACACAUGAGGAUCCACACUGGAGAGAAACCAUACACAUGCACUCAGUGUGGGAAGAGUUUCAGCAGCUCAUCACACUUUAAUUACCACAUGAGGAUCCACACUGGAGAGAAACUAUUCACAUGCACUCAGUGUGGGAAGAGUUUCAGCUGCUCAUCAUCCCUUAAUCAACACAUGAGGAUCCACACUGGAGAGAAACCAUUCACAUGCCUUCAGUGUGGGAAGAGUUUCAGCAAAUCAUCAAACUUUAUUCUACACAUGAUGAUCCACACUGGAGAGAAACCUUUUAAAUGCACUCAGUGUGGGAAGAGUUUCAGCCAAUCAUCACACCUUAAACACCACACGAGAAUCCACUCUGGAGAGAAACCAUUUACAUGCACUCAGUGUUGGAAGAGUUUCAGCCGCUCAUCAUACCUUAAUCAACACAUGAGGAUCCACACUGGAGAGAAACCAUUCACAUGCACUCAGUGUGGGAAGAGUUUCAGCCAAUCAUCACACUUUAAUUACCACAUGAGGAUCCACACUGGAGAUAAACUAUUCACAUGCACUCAGUGUGGGAAGAGUUUCAGCUGCUCAUCAUCUUUUAAUCAACACAUGAGGAUCCACACUGGAGUGAAACCAUUCACAUGCCUUCAGUGUGGGAAGAGUUUCAGCAAAUCAUCAAACUUUAUUCUACACAUGAUGAUCCACACUGGAGAGAAACCAUUCAAAUGCACUCAGUGUGGGAAGAGUUUCAGCCAAUCAUCACACCUUAAACACCACACGAGAAUCCACUCUGGAGAGAAACCAUUUACAUGCACUCAGUGUGGGAAGAGUUUCAGCCGCUCAUCAUACCUUAAUCAACACAUGAGGAUCCACACUGGAGAGAAACCAUUCACAUGCACUCAGUGUGGGAAGAGUUUCAGCCAAUCAUCACACCUUAAUCACCACAUGAGGAUCCACACUGGAGAGAAACCAUUCACAUGCACUCAGUGUGGGAAGAGUUUCAGCCAAUCAUCACACUUUAAUUACCACAUGAGGAUCCACACUGGAGAUAAACUAUUCACAUGCACUCAGUGUGGGAAGAGUUUCAGCUGCUCAUCAUCUUUUAAUCAACACAUGAGGAUCCACACUGGAGUGAAACCAUUCACAUGCCUUCAGUGUGGGAAGAGUUUCAGCAAAUCAUCAAACUUUAUUCUACACAUGAUGAUCCACACUGGAGAGAAACCAUUCAAAUGCACUCAGUGUGGGAAGAGUUUCAGCCAAUCAUCACACCUUAAACACCACACGAGAAUCCACUCUGGAGAGAAACCAUUUACAUGCACUCAGUGUGGGAAGAGUUUCAGCCGCUCAUCAUACCUUAAUCAACACAUGAGGAUCCACACUGGAGAGAAACCAUUCACAUGCACUCAGUGUGGGAAGAGUUUCAGCCAAUCAUCACACCUUAAUCACCACAUGAGGAUCCACACUGGAGAGAAACCAUUCACAUGCACUCAGUGUGGGAAGAGUUUCAGAUCUGCUAGAAGCUUAAAGACCCACAUGAGAAUUCACACUGGAGAGAGGCCGUACACAUGCCAACAGUGUGGAAAGAGUUUUAAGCAAAUUGGCACCCUUAAAGGCCACAUGAGAAUUCACACUGGAGAGAGGCCGUACACAUGCCAACAAUGUGGAAAGAGUUUUAAGCAAAGUGCCACACUUAAAGGCCACAUGAGAAGUCACACUGGAGAGAGGCCGUACACAUGCCAACAGUGUGGACAAAGCUUCUAUUAUGCAGGAAACUUUGCAGCGCACAAGAGAAUUCACACUGGAGAAAAGCCCUACACAUGUCAACAGUGUGGAAAGAGUUUUAAGCAAAGUGGCACCCUUAAAGGCCACAUUAGAACUCACAAUGGAGGAAAAACACUGUGUGGUAAAAGUUUUGCUCAAAAACAAAAGCUUGACACCGACAUGAUGAUCCACACUGGAGAGAAACCCUACACAUGCACAGAGUGUGGUAAAAGUUUCACAUGUAAAAGCUCACUCAUUAACCACAUGAAAACUCACACCAGAGAGAAGCUGUUUGCAUGUAAUCAGUGUGAAAAGAGCUUCACAUGUAAAGCUAACCUCAUGAACCACAUGGAUGGUCACUCUGGAAUCAUAGUGUUCAUAUGUGAUCAGUGUGGAAAGAGUCUCACACGCAAAGACUACAUUAAGCAACACAUGAAGACUCACUCAAGAGAGGAUCGUUUUAGAUGCAGUGAGUGUGGAAAGAGCUUUAAACAAAAAAUAAACCUCAGCGCUCACAUGAAGCUUCACAAUGCAGAGCAAAGUCCUCAACAUUGAGACCUUCUCCACACAAACACGAGUAUAUUGAAAAUGGCAGCUUUUUCAUGUAGUUUGGCUGUUCAUUGACAUGAAGUUUAUUUAUAAACUACUUUCGAGAGGAUCACAUGCUUAUUAUUGUUCACGACUGGUCCAGCAUUAGCUAAAACAUGAUUCACCAAUCAGAUGAUUCCUGACUCCCUAUAAAUGACAAGAGAUUCUUACCUCUUUUAUCUUCAUCGUUAUCUUUUAGACUCCCUAAAGCCCUGUUCAGACUACACAAUGCCAUUUGUCAGUUACGACAGAUGAGAUUUGUGUCAGAUUAUGAGAUUUUGACUUGAUCAAAUCUUGAUGUGCUGUGGAUAACAAAUGAAGACUUUGGUUUCAAAACACUACACAUAUAUUUUGAUGGACUAAUCUCAGAAAAGAAACAAGUUUUCUUCAUGAAGACAAUUAAACUUAAAAGAAGAAAUUAAACUUUCAAUAGACAACUGCUUGCCUUUAAAUAUACGUUCAUGUGAAACUCCAACAUUACUACAAAUAAAUCAUUGUAUGGGAAA
Danio rerio (zebrafish) is the source of this 5528-nucleotide messenger RNA. The record is from RefSeq and is a predicted model, not a curated record. NCBI's taxonomy places the organism in Eukaryota, Metazoa, Chordata, Actinopteri, Cypriniformes, Danionidae.